UUUAAGAUGGAAAAUUAAACGUUCUUUUUUUGCUGCGGUACAGAGUUUCGAUAUAUGUAAACUUCCGGUUUUAAAAGUGGGCAGUGUCUCGUGAUAAUAUUUUUUAACAAAAUCAUGUAUUUUGUUGUAAAUAAUGAUCAGAGUUGAGUGACAUUCCGAUAAAAAAACCAAAACUUUAACGAGUGUCCAGAUUAAAUUUCAGUUUUCUCUCAUAUAAAGACCCGCAUUGUGUUGUUUGAUUUCCACUCAACAUUGUCAAUGAAAACAACUUGUUAUUGUUUGUAAAUUGCAGGCCAUUAUAUACCUGCCAGGCUACUAUUGCAAAGAGAGUAAAUCCAGUACUUCACUAUGUCAAUCAUUCAAGUGAAAGGUUCUGGUAAAAGUGUGGCACCAGAUCGAACUCCUUUCUUUGGUGUGAGAGUUCCAAAAGAAAUCAAAUCUAUGAUCAAACCAAUCAGUAAAAUAGAACAAGAUUUAUUCAGAAAACUUUUAAAAUUAUUGGUAGCAGCUUUAGAAGGAAAUGAAAUAGAAUAUGAUGAUAUUAAGAGAUUAGAAAGUGAAAGUUUAUCUGAAGAAACAAUAGUUAUAAUUUAUGCAGGUUUUAUGACCUUAUUAAAAUCGGCUUUAAAACAUACUUCACUCAAACAAGAGAUGUUUGUUGAAGAUUUGCAUGAACUGCAAAUACCAGAGAUAUUUCACAAUGAUUUAUCUAGUGUAGUUUAUGGCUCUAGGAGACCAAAAAUAGAUAACUUUUCCAAUGAACAGCGCCCAAGAAUGACUAGAUUAGACAAUUUAAAAUGGAGAGUAGAUGUUGCAAUAUCAACUAGUGUAUUAAAUAGAGUUUUAGAACCAUCAAUUCAGAUGGAAAUGACACUCAGUGAUGGAACAAUACAAUCAUUUGAGGUACCUAUAUCACAAUUUCACAAACUACGAUAUAAUAUAGCCUUUAUCUUAAAAGAAAUGGAAGAUUUAGAGAAACGAAGUAUUUUGAAAAUCAAAGAUUAAUUUAUAUAUUAUUGUUAUUUUUUUUAUUAAUUAUGUAAUAUAAUUUAAUUUACCAUAAUGUAAAAAGUAUCAAGUUUAUAUCAAAAUUGUUUUGUUGUCCAUAUAAUCUAAUUUGACUUCAAAACUUUAAACGCAAUGAAGGAUGGCUCAGGACGAUGGUGUUAUAGCAGCAGAAAAAUUUGAUUUGUAUAUGAAAAACUGAUAAAUUGUUAGUUAUAUUCAAAUUUAAAGGAAAUGUAAAGCGGUU
Messenger RNA from Lottia gigantea (owl limpet), 1252 nucleotides. RefSeq lists its product as hypothetical. The transcript is spliced from 7 exons. Bases 349 to 1005 code for a protein of 218 amino acids. NCBI's taxonomy places the organism in Eukaryota, Metazoa, Mollusca, Gastropoda, Lottiidae. Gene Ontology annotation, cellular component: nucleus. The record is from RefSeq and is a predicted model, not a curated record.